This is a messenger RNA of Paramormyrops kingsleyae, 6171 nucleotides long. It is a transcript of the gene pcif1, whose product is annotated as phosphorylated CTD interacting factor 1. The record is from RefSeq and is a predicted model, not a curated record. Gene Ontology annotation, molecular function: RNA polymerase II C-terminal domain binding; mRNA (2'-O-methyladenosine-N6-)-methyltransferase activity. Gene Ontology annotation, cellular component: nucleus. NCBI's taxonomy places the organism in Eukaryota, Metazoa, Chordata, Actinopteri, Osteoglossiformes, Mormyridae.
UGGUUAGACUUCUGGCUCCUUUAGUGGGCAAAAGACAAGGCUUGAAAAACUGUUAAGCAUGAAUCUUUUGUUUGUAAAGUAGGAGAACAACUGCAUAGUUAACAUUAAAUAAAAAUACAUUACAAAUAUAAAACAUAAAAUACAUAAUAAAUAUAAGAUAAAGGUAUAAGAUAAAAUUGUGACUGAAAUGCUGAAUCAAUUUACAAAUAAAAUCAUUGAUUACAUUAAGGCAAAUAAUUAUUUCCCAUUUAUCGGUUGCAUUCUUGCAUGCUCAUAGUACAUAAUUGCAUGCAUUCUCUGAUAGACUUUGCUGUUGCCACACUUAACAUGGCUACUUACCUACGCCGAAAACGAGUGGCGCGUCGAUUAAACUGGUGCAUGCGCAAUACCCCGGCCCGGGUCCCCGAUACAAGAUGGCGGAGACGGUGGGGAGGGAGAGGCGGAGGCGGGUCUGGAUUGAAUAGAGUAAAGCCUGUACCGGAUUCCCAACAAACCUCUCAAAGGACAGAUGAGGAGAAAUGACAACUGAAAACCACGGCACUCUGAAAGGAGACUCGGCGCUGAUGAUGUCUCCGUCUGGCUCUUCCUCGCAAGGGCAUCCUCACCUGCCCUCCACCAGCAAGCCCGUGCAAGAGCUCCCAGAUGAGCUCAUCCAGGCUGGCUGGUCCAAGUGCUGGAGCAAGCGUGAGAAUCGACCGUACUACUUCAACCGCUUCACCAACCAGUCCCUGUGGGAGAUGCCUGUGCUGGGGCAGCAUGAUGUCAUUUCUGACCCGCUGGGUCUGAAUGCUGCUCCAGCCUCUGGGGAAGUGGUGGCGGAUCCUGGGCUUGGGAAUGGACAGCGCAAGAGACGUUUAUCGGAGGAGACUCCCCAGGGAAACCCUAAUAGUUUCAAAAGGCCUCGGGUUGAUGUUCCCGUCACUCCGACAACCCCCACGGUCCCCAUUUCCCCCAGUACUCCUGGGGCUAAGCCAUGGAGCUCAACAGCGGAAGACAAACAGAUGCCCGUCCUGCCCCCGCCCGCACCUUACCGUCCGACGGCAGUGUACUGGGACCUGGACGUGCAGACCAACGCCGUGAUCCGAGAGAGGGCUCCCGCCGAUUACCUGCCUCCCCACCCGGAGAUGGAGCUUCAAAGGGCACAACUGACCACCAAGCUCCGGCAGCACUACCAUGAGCUCUGCAGCCAGCGGGAGGGGAUCGAGCCCCCGAGAGAGUCGUUCAACCGCUGGCUGCUUGAGCGGAAGGUGGUGGAUAAGGGCCCGGACCCCCUGCUGCCCAGUGAAUGUGACCCCGUCAUUUCCCCGUCCAUGUUUCGUGAGGUCAUGAAUGACAUCCCCAUCAGGUUAUCUCGCAUUAAGUACAAGGAGGAAGCUCGAAAGCUGUUGCUGAAGUAUGCAGAGGCUGCGAAAAAAAUGAUUGAAUCAAGAAAUGCCACACCAGACAGCAGGAAGGUGGUCAAGUGGAACGUGGAGGACACCAUCAACUGGCUGAGGAAAGACCACUCUGCCAGCAAGGAGGACUACAUGGACCGUCUAGAGCACUUACGCAAACAGUGUGGCCCUCAUGUGGCCGCCGUUGCCAAGGAUUCGAUAGAAGGCAUCUGUACAAAGAUCUAUCACAUCUCCACAGAGUAUGUACGCCGCAUUCGGCAGUCACAUCAGGCCCUGUUGAAAGACUGCAACAUCACCGUAGAUGGAGUGGAAGCCCAGGAGGUGCAGGACAGACUUGUGUACUGCUAUCCCGUCCGACUCGCCCUGCCCUCGCCCCCGCAACCUCGUGUCGAGCUGCACUUUGAAAAUGACGUCGCCUGUCUGCGUUUCAAAGGCGAGAUGGUCAAGGUCAACCGGAACUACUUCAAUAAACUGGAGCUUCUAUACCGGUACAGUUGCAUUGAUGAUCAAAGGUUUGAGAAGUUCCUCUCACGAGUGUGGUGCCUUAUCAAGAGAUACCAGGUGAUGUUUGGCUCCGGCGUGCACGAGGGGACAGGCUUGCAGGGGGCCCUGCCUGUACCGGUGUUCGAAGCUCUGAACAAACAGUUCGGGGUCAGCUUUGAGUGUUUUGCAUCGCCACUCAACUGUUACUUCAAGCAGUUCUGCUCCGCUUCCCCGGACAUUGAUGGCUUCUUCGGCUCACGAGGGCCCUUUCUGAGCUUCUCACCUGUCAGUGGCUCCUUCGAGGCCAACCCACCUUUCUGUGAGGAGCUGAUGGAUGCCAUGGUAACCCACUUUGAGAAGCUCCUGGAGCGCUCAAGUGAGCCCCUGUCCUUCAUCAUCUUCAUCCCAGAGUGGCGCGACCCCCCCACCCCCGCUCUGACGCGCAUGGAGGCCAGCCGCUUCCGCCGGCACCAGUUUACUGUGCAGGCUUUCGAGCACGAGUACCGUAGCGGCUCACAGCACAUCUGCAAGAGAGAGGAGCUGUACUACAAGGCAGUCCACAGUACGGCGAUCAUCUUCCUCCAGAACGCCGCCGGCUUCGCCAAGUGGGAGCCCACCGCUGAGCGCAUCCAGGAGCUGCAAGCCGCCUACCGCGUCUCCGGCCGCUCCCUGGCCUCCCCGGGGCCCUCGACCGGCUCUGCCACGGGCGACAGAGAUUCCAAAAUGAGACCGGUGGGGACGCUGGACUCCCCAGGAAGUCAGGACAGUUCCAGCCAAACGGAGAAAAGCACCCCGGACACUGGGAGCGUCUAGGCCACACACGGGCAGAGGGAGUGCUCUGAGCUUAGGCUAGCUAGGGAAGCUGUCGGAUGGUUCUGGGGUCUGAACCCAGACAGGAUGGCAUUGCAAGGUGCCUGCAUCUGUUUACUCUCUUUGCCUGGACUAUUAUUUAAUAUUAGUUUAACUAAGUUGUCGUUCCUGUUGUUAUUGUUGUCGUCGUCGUUGUUUUUAUAAUUGUAGUAAUAAUAGUAGUAUUAGUAGCUAUUUUUUUAUCAUUGUCGUUAUUAAUCUGGUAAUUCUGUCAGUUGUUUAUCGGCCUUUUAAACUAGUGCUAUGAUAUCUGGCAGUGCUCUCUGGUCAGAUUAAACAAAAAAAAAUUGGGAGUUAAACCUGGUUGCUGGGAGAGAAUCCAGUUAGGGGUGAGUUGGCAAUCUUGUUCAGCUUCUCUUUUGCCUUUGUCCCAUUUUUAAGCUUUCUUUCCCCAGCAGGGCCCCCCCCCCUCACUGGUCCUCUAUAGCAAUAAUCCAGAUAUUACCCAAGAGGGAGAGAAUCCCUGGUCCUUCAGGGGUUGGGGGUGUGCUGGUUUUUUGGCUUAAUCCUAGAUCUUAAGAGUAACUCGAGUAGGGGGGAGGGGAGGGGGGUUUCUGGAGAUGUAAGCCGGUUACCAAUUUAAAAGAAGCCUGCAUUAUCCCACAGCUCUCUACAGACCUGGGUUGUCCAGCCCUAUUUCACAUAAUUAGGUAUUUCUUGUGGAUUACUCACCUGUUGUUCUCUGUCAAAUGAAAAAUUCCCAUACUGAGAGUUUGUGUAACUGAUCUUUAUGUCCAAAUUUCUGGCCCAUUUAUUCGAAUUCACCUUUCACAAAAUGUAUUCGUCAAAAUGAUUGUCACAUAGAGUGACGUUUUAACCUCUUCAGCUGACAGGUGCAAAAUCCUCCCCGAUGAGGGUCAAACACAUCUGUGCUCUUCAGGACCAGAGCUGGCAGUGGACGUGCCAUUGGAAAUGGUGGGGGUUCAUGUUUUAGGCAGCUAUGUUUUCCUUUUCUUUUCAUUUUAAAACCCCCUCAAGUUCCCUCUUUAUGGUAGAGUAGAAAAGGCAAAAGACAUGUUACUUGCCUCUUCAAGGGUUCGGUAUAAUUGUAUGACCUGCAGUGACAUGGCCCCAGACUUUUGCAGUUUACGCGAAAUCGGGUUGGAUUAGGGAGAAGACAAAGGCGUUGGCAUUGCUGACAUGUUUUGAAAUAGAUGGCUUUUUAUUUUAAUUUUUUUUUUCCAUACAUUCAUGUGUCUGUAGUUACAGUUUAAAAUUACACUAAGCAUUAAGUCCCACAACAGCAAGAUAAUGUAAACUGAAUGCCUUUCCCUUUGCUUUGUGUUGGUGUUAUUCAUUGAAAUUCAGCUAAAUGAGAUGAUUUUCAUUAUGAAACACUGAGCUAAGAGUGGCCCCAUUUGUAGUUCACCACUUUAAAAUGCCACACAUAUCUGGCAUUUUCACAAUGCCUUCCUAGUACCCUGGGUUGGCAAAAUUGCAAAUUACAGUGUCUACUUAACUUUGGUUGGAAUAGUACUCUGAGAGGGAUUCUCUUUGGGCUUCUACACUAUUUACUUACCCCCAAACUAGUUUGUCUGGAAACAGGUAAAAAAUGCUGGUUUCAUAAUAAGUAUGGAAGGUUAAAUGCUCAUAUGCCUUAAAUUAAGAAUGGAUUGUAUCUCCAAAAUUAUUUGAAGUAGGAGAUUAGCUUGCAUCCUUUUAUGAUUACUGUAAAUGACCCAUAAUAUGGCAUAAGAACCAAAUGCAAAUUUUGUUCUUUUUUUUGAGUACUACACACUUCUUUUCAUUUUGUAUAAAUGUUUACAAAGGCACGAGAUUAUCACUGGGCAGCAUUAUGAAUGUAAAUUUUUAAAUAUUUGGUGUUUUUUCAUUGGAAGGCUUUUAUUUUGUAAUGGGCAACCUUGCUACGGUCGACAUGUUAGAAUCAUUAAUUGAGUCGUUUCAGGGCUCGCCUGGUAUAUUGUAGAAUAAUUGAUUUGUGGGGGGGGGGGUGUCAGUUGUGGCAAAAAAAAAUGGAUUUAGAAUGGUGUCGGCAAAUAUACUUGGAAUUCAUUUAGUAUUCAAAUGGAUCAGUUUCAAGGAGGGGGAAAAGCAAUGGGAAAGGCUUACAUUUGUUAAUGCUGUUGGAAUGACACGUCAUCAUGGUGGGCAUUUUGAUUAUAAGCUUGUAUUCCUCAUGUAUGUGCGCCGUGGUGCCCUGUUUGAGCUGGGCCUCAUCCCAACCAUGCAUCAUUCACUGCAGCUACAAGCACCAGACAGCUGUCCUCCCAGUGUAUAUCGCUGUCACCAGCAAAGUCCUGUAGAUACUGUACAGAAUAACUUCCCCCUCUUUGCUACAGUUUUACCAAAAUGUGUAGAAGAUAAAUUUGCUGUUCCACUGUUUUUUUUUUUUCCCAGAAUUUCACAUUUGUGUUAAUUUUACAAAAGCAAAUUUUGAGUUAUACAAUUUAUGAAAUAGAAAAUGUUUUAAACCAAAGUGUUACGUGGAAAAAAAAAUCUAUGUGUAAAAGUAUAAUUGUUUAUGAAUGCAAGAAUACACAGGUGUAACCAGCAAAAAAUACCCCUGUAGUUUAUUUUUAUAAUUUUUUUGUUCUGGUGGAAAUAUGGAUGUUUUCUUUGGGAUUUAUUUUGCAUGAUCAGAUAUUUUUCACUUACAAAUAUAAAUAUAUGAGAUUUAUCUUCAUAUAAAUUUAGUUUUUAGGGUCUAUGUACAUGUUAAUUUUUAUCAUAUAUUGUCUUCAUCUUUUUUUAAUGUGUGAUAACGUGUAUAUAUAAAGUUUAAGGUUUGAGAUUCCAUUAUUUAUCACUGUCCACUUCCCCUUAAGGUGUUAUAUUGUAGAUAAUCUAAUUGCCAUAUCUUUUUUUAUGUGCAACCAACGAGCAGAGCUGGUGAAAAGAAAUAUGUAUAUGCAUAUUAAUCCAUUCUACCCAGUCUCCGACAAUAGAUUAUCAGUGUUGUGCAGUUAUUUCGCUUUACACCAUUAAAAACAUGUUGGACCACAUUUGCUCCACGUGAAAUAUGUCAUCUAUAGACCCUUAGUGUAAGCUAAUUUUGUUAAUGCACAUAAGUAAUUUAAAUUAGCUCUCCCAGACACUGCCUUAAUUUAUGUUUGUGUGUGUCAGUUUUCAGAUCUGCUGACUUGCGGUAAAUGGCAUUUAUAGCAUCCUGCAGUACAUUACGCAUUUUGAUAAUUUUUUGUUAAUGCUCCUCAGUACACACAAAUUACGGAUUUCAAAUCUCCCUACACAACUUAUAUCUCUAGUUGGCAGCACUGUGUUGUACUGUUAUAGAUGUGUUUUGAAAUAAUACUGAAUAAGACAGUGGAAAUGUGAUUGGUUUCAGUUUUUCUACUAUCUACAGGAAGGGUUGGUUGUGCAUUGUAAAAUAAAAGGUAACUGCUUUUCCACAUUAAUAAACCAGCAACAUCUUGACAUAAAACAACCAUUAAAACAAUCCUAAUGA